Messenger RNA from Linum trigynum, 3673 nucleotides. NCBI's taxonomy places the organism in Eukaryota, Viridiplantae, Streptophyta, Magnoliopsida, Malpighiales, Linaceae. The record is from the annotation of a GenBank genome assembly.
AUUGGGCGGCUUUAGCUCCUCGUCACAUAUAUGACGAAAAUUGUCAAACCUCCAACUGGAACUACUUGCUAUGAAUAGCAGGAGAUGAGCCAAGUUUUGAACGAGUUUUUUUUCGAGUCGUAGUAAGUAGUAACGGGCAAGCGUAUUAUUAUAUAUUGAAUCAGAGAGGAGUGAAGGGUGGUCGUGAAUGGUGACCAUGGAAUUCUUCCUGGAAUCUUUUCCAUUCACUCAAAGGAAGAGCUAGGGGGUAAAAGGAGAAUAUGAUCAAACAAUCCAGCCUAUCUAUGAAUCAUAUGCAUGUAUACAUAACGUAAGAUGUUAUCCUUUUCUGAUAUAGCUUUAUUUUGAUGGUUUAUGGUAUGAUCUACCAAAUUUGAGAUGCUUGAAUCACUGGCAAGUUUUUAGGAGAUUGGUAUAGGAUCAAUAAUUGAGCUUCUCCCGCAACAAGUCAAAUUAUUGAGACAAAAUGGUUUACGACAUAGUAGCAGAGUUGGUUUUGGCCAAGUGGUCGCGUAAAUUUGAACCUUCGUGACUCCCAAUAUUAACCAUUGAUUUAAGCACAAAGUUAAGUAUGAUGGAGUCGUGUCAAUCUUCAAUCCUGUGAGGUGGCUAGUGGUUGAGGACGUUUUUUUUCUUCUUCAAGAUGGUAACGCGAGAUUCGACUUCCCAUCCCUAACCCCCUUCCUCCUUUCACUCUCUAUCUCGCCAAACCAUACGAUAUAGUUUCUCGAUGAACAUGAUGUUUCUCGAUGAACAAGAUUAAAGUUUUUGUGACACCUUACUUACUCCUCCUAGCAAUGUAACAAUAAUCAUAGCUUCUAACUUCUGAAAAGAAUCACGACCUCAUUGUAUAUUGAUCAGUAAAUCAUAUCUCGAGAUAUUCUCUGAUCAUACCAAUCAAUCUUAUGAUCUUGCACAUGGCAAUGCCCAUGGCCUUUUCAAUAUCUCUAUAUGGUGACAUAUGAAAACCCUAAAUCUACAAUAAUUCAGCACCAAACCCUUCUGUAUCCACCUCAUUAUGUCUCGCCAUUUUUAUAAAGCUACAUCUCCAUAGAUUGCUGAUAGGUCUCCUUUCAUGUGGACCUGACUAUAUAGAUGUACACAUCUAUCCAUGUAUAAUUUUCCCCUUUCAAUUUUCAUCUUCAAGAUCGAUUAUUAGAUUGUAAAAGCAUUAUAGCAGAAUGGGAAGAAAAGCAAACAGAUUUACUCAAAUCCAGCUUAAAAUACUUCAAAGAGAACGACUUUUCUUUCUUCUCUCUACCAACCGGCGGGUAACCAACUGGGGUAUAGUGUAUAGGUGUGUUCUUAUCUAACAACUAACAAGUAAGUUUCUAUCUUGAUGAAUGUGGUGUUAUAUUCGUACCAAUGUUAAUGAGUGAUACAAGAUUCGGGUUUUAACCUCUCAACAAUAACUCGGGGUUGGUAGUAAUUGGUCUUUAACAUGCUAGAUGAUUUUUAGCCGAAAGGCAGAGAUUUUCGAAUCUUGAUAAUCUCUGAUGGUAAUGUUUAUUAGAUAUUACUAAGGCAUGAUGGGCUUACACUAUUUUAGCUUAAGGUCGAUGGAGGAGGAUUUCAUUAUUGUUUGAUCGUCCAGAUCAUUCGCCACCUGCUCUUUUUUCCGAUUAAACAAAAUAGAGUAGUUUUCGAGUAAAAAUCUGAGCUCACUAGGUGCUUUCGGGCAACUACCCAAUCAGACGCGAGCCCCCUACUCGGACGGAUUCCUCCUUUUGCUCCUCAACCUACGGAGUAUUAGUAGUCGUUUCCAACUGUUGUUUCCCUGGCCAAUGGCAGGUUCUUACGCAAUCUUUCUCUUUCUGGUCGUAGUCUCAGGUGGCAAAGCGGCUGACUUAGGGUUGAAUUUCUUAAUUCCUUCUACAAGCAUGGCAACUUCACCAAGAUUGGUGUGCUUUAAUAUGAGGGGGCGAUAUAGAUAUGGAUCUUAUAGCUUCUUUCAACAGCUCGUGUUAUUGAAAAAGAGCUGGUUUCUCAAGAAUGAUCGCCAAUUUAGCUCAUGAAAUAUAACAAAUAUAGUUUUUUCUUGGAAAAGAGUAGAAUCAUUACACUAACCAAUGCCAUUAGAUAAGUAUGUAUUUUUGUCCAUCAAAUGAAUAUCAAACUCUAGAAGUUGUGUCAAAGGAGCCAAGAUGAUCAAUCAGCUACAAAAUUAUCACAGUGACAGAUAAAACACACAUAAAUUUUAUUAGAGAACGUCUCGACAUAGAUGAAACUCGUGCAAACCAAUGACAAGUCUAAGGGUUGAAAAUUAUAUUUGUACAAGAAGAAGAAAAGAUAGGAGCCUAUUAUUGCUAAAAGAUUUUUUUUUUUUAAAGAUAGUGGCCUACUCUUUCUUAGUGGGGGAGUAGUACCACUUCAACUUUUAUCACUCAAAAGAGAUGGAGUUUGUAUAAAAAGACUAUUUGGCAGAUUUCUAUUGUCAUCAAAUGGCUGGUAUUUGGUCCAAAAAGUAAGUAAACUUAAAAGUCCUAAAAGGAUAAAAAAAAAAAAGAGGCACCUUAACCUCAUUGCUUCAAUUAGGCAAAGUGCCCUUUAAACACCUUUUGGCGAUUGAUAAGCUUUUUUGCUUUGGAGCCCUUGGAUUGAGGGUAUGACUUAUUGUGAAUAUAGAAGGUAUGUACUUAUUGUAGGGUAGCAUGGCCUUGUAUAAUUUGGACCCUACGUACAUCUUCUUUUUCCCAAACAACACAAUAAUUGGUUAGAUCAGCAUAGUCAUUGACUUAUUGUAAUACCCCAUAUGUCUAAUUUACAUAAAAUUCAAUUUCUAUCGAUAAAUUGGCCAUUGAGUAUUCUCGGUUACGAAAUGUGGAUAUAAAUUUAUCGAUAGGGGAAAUUUUCAGCUUUGCAAGUUCAGCAUUUAUCUCCUUCAACCUUCUACACUUUAACCGUUGAACUGGUGAUGGGCUACUAACUACGUUCCAAAGUGGAUCUGUUCUUUUUGCGGAGUGAAUUCAUAUUUCGAAUCUCAUUUGCUCGUACUCCAACUAAACCUAAGUUUUGGGGGAAAAAAUGGUUCAUGAAUGAGAAUGAGGGAUACAUGUAGCCAUUUUUAUAUUAAAAAAAACAAUAGUUGAAUGGGCACCAUAUACGCAUAGGAUUAUUCAUUUUCUCUCACCCUCUUGUUAUAUUAUGUUGGAAAUUUUUUCAUAAUAUUUUAUUCUUGAAGGAUAAUAUUGACCAAAAAAAGAAUGCCACUAAUGACUUUAGUUUUGUCUCUAACAAGGUUUAAAUUUAUGAGUGAUGAUUAAUUUAGACAACAUGCUUAAGAGAUACAGGAACCUUAGACCACCCACAGUGUGGGUUGAUUUUGUGGGAAAAAGGGGAAAUGUGACCACAAUGUGGGGGGGAAUAGGGGAUUAAAUGGGUUUUGUGGGUUUAGUGGGUGGGAAAACCCACCAGAUGAGACAAAUGGUGGGGGGAAGUGGUGGAUGCGAAAGGACAACCAUUUUUCUGAUUUUAGCAAAGGCUUAUUUGGAAAGUUGUGUUUUUGUCUCCUCGUAUUAUUGUGAUUUUGUCAUUGAUGAUGUCAUACUUAAUUAGUGAUGAAAAAAAUAUGUCUAAAUUAAAAAAAAUUAUGUCGAAAUGUUCGUAUUAAUUAAUUAUCACUAGUACGUAUUAAUUAAUUAUCACUAGUACGUAAUAAUAAUGAUCAUUAUAU